Molecule: messenger RNA, 555 nt
Organism: Auxenochlorella protothecoides
Lineage: Eukaryota; Viridiplantae; Chlorophyta; Trebouxiophyceae; Chlorellales; Chlorellaceae
Exons: 1
Source: RefSeq, a predicted model, not a curated record
GGAGAGGGAGACUCCUCGGGGCUGGGGCUGGGAGACUCCUCAGGGCUCGGGGAGGGUGACUCCUCUGGGCUGGGGCUGGGCGACUCCUCUGGGCUGGGGCUGGGAGACUCCUCAGGGCUGGGAGAGGGUGACUCCUCGGGGCUGGGGGAGGGCGACUCCUCUGGGCUGGGAGAGGGCGACUCCUCUGGGCUGGGGCUGGGUGACUCUUCAGGGCUGGGAGAGGGUGACUCCACGGGACUUGGGCUGGGAGACUCCUCGGGGCUGGGAAUGGGUGAGGGUGACGCCUCGGGGCUGGGGAUGGGUGAGGGUGACGCCUCAGGGCUGGGAGACUCCUCGGGGCUGGGGAUGGGCGAGGGUGAGGCCUCAGGGCUGGGGAUGGGUGAGGGUGACGCCUCAGGGCUGGGAGACUCCUCGGGGCUGGGAAUGGGUGAGGGUGACGCCUCGGGGCUGGGGAUGGGUGAGGGUGACGCCUCAGGGCUGGGAGACUCCUCGGGGCUGGGAAUGGGUGAGGGUGACGCCUCGGGGCUGGGGAUGGGUGAGGGUGACGCCUCAGGG